Molecule: messenger RNA, 3361 nt
Organism: Scophthalmus maximus (turbot)
Lineage: Eukaryota; Metazoa; Chordata; Actinopteri; Pleuronectiformes; Scophthalmidae
Product: leucine-rich repeat-containing protein 52-like
Exons: 2
Coding region: 391-1368 (325 amino acids)
Cellular component (GO): voltage-gated potassium channel complex
Molecular function (GO): transmembrane transporter binding; voltage-gated potassium channel activity; potassium channel activator activity
Source: RefSeq, a predicted model, not a curated record
GAGAGCGAGACAUGGCAAACACGCCAGUGGAGCAACUGACCGUGACCGUCAGCGUGAGAGGACGCGCGGGAGCUUUUGCCGCGCGCGCGUGUGUGUGUGUGUGUGUGUUCUGAUGGGAGACACCUCGUUAAAUCAGUGACAUUUCGAGCAGCAAUUAAAAAGCAUCUGGUUGUCAAGUUGCAGACGGCGGGGACGCGCGCCGGAUCCAGCAGACGAGAUGGACUGAGACAUUACGCGCAAGAGGGGUUUGCCACCGGGCAAGUGUGCAGCUUUGACCACUGUGGGAUAUCAUUUCUGUGGGAGAAGCAGAUUUGCCGAGAGUAUAUCAAUGAAGAAUGUGACUGCGCUCGACUCUCUCCGAGCGGGGUGGAUGAAGCCCUCGGCGGUGACAUGCGUCUUGCCCCGCAGCCAAGCGCGCAACCCGUGCGGCUCAUAGUUGCGCUCCUGCUCGCCACGGGGGUGAUCGCGUCCCCGGUGAUCUCCUCCGGCUGCCCGGACAGGUGUGUGUGCGAUGACCAGCUGGUCGUCCAGUGCGCCGGGCAACACCUGACGCGCUUCCCGGUCGACUUGCCGCUGGCCACGCGGCAGCUCAUCAUCUCCAACAACCGCAUCGCGGAGCUGCCGCCGCUCUCGCUCAACUACCUCUCCGACCUCGUGUACCUGGACUGCAGCAACAACUCGCUGGCGGAGAUAUCGGAGUCCACGUUCGGGAAUCUGCGCAAGCUGGCCUACCUGGACCUCUCCUUCAACACCUUGACGCGGAUCGAGGACAGGACGUUCGGCCCCCUGGCGAGUCUGGUGAUGCUGAGGAUGACGGACAACCCGGCGCUCUCGGACAUUCACCCGGACGCCUUUGCGGAAAACGCCGCCCUCCAGGUGCUGGACGUGAGCAGGAACAACCUGACGGUGCUCAACAUCACCUCCCUGAUCGCGCUGCCCGCGCUGCGCUCGAUGGGGCUCAGCGGGAACCCGUGGAGCUGCGCGUGCGACAACGAGGACCUGUGCCUGUGGGUCCACCUGGAGGGCUUCAAGUUCCAAGAUGAGGGCCAAACAGUGUGCGGCUCACCCACUGACAUGCAGAGCCGGCGACUGGGCGAUGUGGGCCUCCAGCUGCGGACGUUGUGUCACCAGACGCUGGGCUCCUGGGACUACCUGUUCUUCGUCGCCAUUGGCUUCGUCAUCUUCGCUGCCGGCACUGUGUCGGCGUGGGUGAUGGGCGUCAUAAUGGUGCUCUACGAGCGCUACAUCAAGAAGAAGGACGAACAGCUCGAUCCGGACGACGAGGACGACGCGAGCGAGGCCGGUCGUGCCUCACGGGCCAGGAGUGACCAUGGUAACGGGGAUUUAAAAAGCCCACAUAAUGUUUAAAAGAUGAGUCCUUGCCCAGGGCCCACUAUGGAUACCCACAGUGCCUCCUGUCAACUUCCAAGACUGUCUGUGAAGUCUAAUUAAAACUGCAGUCGAACAGAGUCUGUUUGACAGGCUCAGCUCCGAGAGAGAGACGAGAGUGGACCCAUCAGACGUGGGGAAUGUCAUUCUGCACUUCUGUGGUGUUCAGGUGAUGUAACACGCACUCCGGCUGCCGUAGCGGAGGUCUGUGCUACAUUUGAAAUCGCCGUCCCCGCUGAAAAAGCACCAUACAUCAGUAAAGGUGGUUAUUUUUGGAAACAGCUGGCUCGCCACGCUCUGAAAUAACACACUUGGUUUGGCAUUGGAUAUUGUGGAAACAUGCUCAAUUUGGGUUAUGUACCAGACGCAGUGGGUUUCAUUUCCCCCCUUAAAGAAAUAUUUUGACAUUUGCGGAAAUGGGCUUUCUUGUCAGGAGCAAGACGAGAGGAUCAGUACCACUCUGCUCUACACAAGACAUGGAGCGACGGCCGAGGGGUCAGCUUCACGUAAAGUCUGAAUCCGUCCAAAGGAAACUAAAUCCUCCUGCCAGCUGUUUCUCCAUAUUUCCAGCGUCUAUGCCACACUAAGUUACACUAACUCAUUCGCUGGCUGUAGCUAAACAGAAAAUCACGAGACUGGCAUCGAUCAAACAUCCCCCCCCCCCAAAAUGGUAUAUUCCAUAAUGUCAAACUUUUUUCUUUAACCACCACGCGGGAACAGCCAAGACCAGCAAAGGAACAGCAGACCACCAACUCACAUGAGCUGGUGUGAACCGUUUGUUUUUCCAAGAUGAUUUUUCCCAGUAGGAAUAAAAAUCUGAUUGAUUCAAUGUCCGUGUUGCUCAUAUGCGGAAAUAAACCAUUGUUUCAUUUUAAAACCGUGAAGUCUAAAUCCUGAAAUUAGAGUUGGAAAUAAAGAUUGAAGAAACAGUUUCCCCCCUGUAAUAACCCAGGACCGUUUCCCUUAAUAAACCUCAAUUAUUUAAGCUGUUGGGGGGAACAAUCAUGCCAUGUAAUAUUCUUGUGCUUAUGACAAAUUGGAUAGAUAUAAAGUUUCAACAAAUUAAUCAAAAGUCUAUUAUAUUUCUAGAGCCCAUUUGUAUAGCUUUGAUUGCACACAUAAACAAAUUAUGACUUGGCCUCACAUCAUCUUUGUAAAACUGAAAGUGGUCAUUGUAUUCAUUAUUAUGAAAGGAUUAAAUGCAUUUAUAUGAUCCAUUUAUGUCCAUGUAGAUGAGUUAAAGUGUGUACAUACAUGCACAGCUCAAGAGUGUACGAUGCCGCUUGUAUGCGUGACUGAGCUUUUGCAGCCACGAGUGUGUCAGUCUGUGCUCCGACAGUGUGAAGUUUUGUAUCGACGCGACCACUCCCCCUCCCCCUCCCCCUCAACUAUCGUCACGGAGACUGCAGUCAAGGCGUUUGUGUUGAGGAUGAUCAGCAGGCCCUGCCGGAUGGCAAGUCGACGGGACGGUGUGAUCAUUUGAUUUCAAGGCUUCUUCGUCUCUGUGUCGAGUUGCUGGUUUGAGUGCAGUGUCCUAUCUGUUUCUGCAUGAUGCACCACAACGCCUUAUGAGAUGUGUAUAAAACUGUGAGCUUGACCGGUUCGUUUUAAGUAAAUAAAGGAAAGGAAUUUACUUGCAAUACACAAACGAUCCUAAAUGUAUCAUUUCAGUCUUUUGGGGUGGAAAAUAUCUGAAGUUAAUUAAAUGUGAUAAAUGUGCUAGCAAGGAAAAAUAGACCCUUUCCACAGAAGAGGUUUGGACACAUCGCAGUAAUACAGGCACGGGCGAAAGUAUUAAAGGUAACUGCGUCUGAAUUGCGUUUAGCUGCUUCAGUUUCAGGGUCCAGGUGUUGUGCAUACUGUCCUGGCUCACUAGGACAUAAACAGAGCAGAGCCGUCAUUAAUGCUUUUUCCAAGUGUGUCAUGUCCAAUUCCAUGUCUGUUGUUAAAAUAAAUAUAUAUUAUGUUGGUA